Messenger RNA from Cannabis sativa, 2254 nucleotides. RefSeq lists its product as uncharacterized. Bases 443 to 1759 code for a protein of 438 amino acids. NCBI's taxonomy places the organism in Eukaryota, Viridiplantae, Streptophyta, Magnoliopsida, Rosales, Cannabaceae. The transcript has 4 exons. The record is from RefSeq and is a predicted model, not a curated record.
UUAAGUUUAAGAUUGUUUAUGUUGAUGAAAAAGAUAGAAUAAUAUUAAACAAAAACAAAUAUAUUUUUAUAAGAUGAAGCUCACAUGUAACGCAUCAUAUAAUAUAUCCGUGAACCUAAUGAAUCCAACGGUCGACGUUAAAAAUUCAAACUUUUUACUGUGUUUUGGUUCUCACAACAACAGCUUAACACUUUUUCUUUAUAUUAUAAUCAAUAUAAUAAUAUAAUCAGUCUUGGAUCGCAUUGAUUCUACUCUGGAGAAUAUCAGUUUGGUUCAGACCAAAAGCUCCUGAAAAUGGCUUCGUGGGUUGAUCUGAUUUGCCACCUUUGUCGUUUCUCAGCUCCCACUUUCGAAAAAUAGCUUCAAGAUCUCAACUGGGUUGUAGCCAUUUCUGCUCCAAAACAACUAUAUAAUCCUUGACCUUGAGGAUUGAGCUUAACUAAUGGCCGAGCCUCAUGUGAAAACAGAGAGCCAAACAAUCCAAAUCCCUCUUCUAACUUCAAAUCAAGAGGAAAGAGAAGGAGAAAACGAGGAUUUAAGUGAAGCCCUUGAAGGGUUGGAGAAGUUUCUGGCUUUACUGGGUUUUAAUCAGGCUUGUUAUCUAAGCCUUGCUCUGUCUUGGACUGUGUUUUUGGUAAUUGGGGUUUUGGUUCCGGUCCUUGUGCUUGAAUUCUCCGACUGUCCGAGCUGUGAGAAGUAUCAGAUUAAGAAUUUCGAGCUUCAAAUCGUGGCCACACAGGCUUGUUUGGCCGCCGUCUCUUUGCUCUGCCUUUCCCACAACCUUCGUAAGUAUGGCAUACGGAGGUUUCUCUUUGUCGACCGCCAUAGUGGCCACAUGGUCCGGUUUCGAAAAGAUUAUGUUAAGCAAAUUUCGGGAUCCUUACGCUUGCUUGUUUUGUGGGCACUUCCAUGUUUUAUACUAAAGACAGCACGAGAGAUUGUUCGAGUGUACUAUAUAAAUCGCGGUUCUUGGUGGGUUUCAACUGCUAUUUUAUUAGCAUUAGUUGUAUCCUGGACUUAUGUGAGUACAAUCUCUCUAACAGCCAGCAUUUUGUUUCAUUUGAUAUGCAAUUUGCAAGCUAUCCACUUUGAUGAUUAUGGGAAGCUCUUGGAAAGAGAAUCUGAUGUUUUGGUAUUUAUAGAGGAGCACAUUCGUCUGCGUUACCAUCUAUCUAAGAUUAGCCAUCGAUUUCGGAUCUUUCUAGUUCUGCAGUUCCUUGUUGUUACAACAGGCCAUGUUGUCACUCUAUUCCAAACUACAGGGUAUCGCGGAAUAGUUACUUUCGUUAAUGGAGGUGAUUUUGCUGUCUCCUCAAUCGUCCAGGUAGUUGGGAUUAUUGUUUGCCUGCAUGCUGCAACAAGAAUUUCCCAUAGAGCACAAGGCAUAGCAUCACUUGCAAGUAGAUGGCACGCUUUAGUAACAUGCGGUUCUAAUGAUUCAUCUUAUCAUAGAGCUUCAAACAACAAUAUGCUAAACAUGGAAGCUGUUCAAGCAUUGAAUUCAUUAGAUUUAAGUUACUCUGAGAGUGAUUUGGAAUCAUUGGAUUAUGUUUCAAUGCCAACUAAUACACAACUAGUUUCUUAUUUAUCAUCAUAUCACAGGAGACAAGCUUUUGUGAUGUAUUUGCAAACCAAUCCAGGAGGUAUUACAAUAUUUGGAUGGACGAUUGACCGCGCCCUCAUCAACACCAUCUUCUUCAUUGAACUAACUCUGGUUACCUUUGUGCUGGGAAAGACUAUUGCUUUCACAUCAAAAUAAAUAGAGUUUAUACAUCAACAUAGGGCUGCUCAACAUGGUCUCUUUUCCAGGCCUGUGUUUGUUACCAUCGCCGGACAGUUUACAAUGCAGUCAGUCACCUUUAUCUGGCUCCAUUGCAACACUUUCACCAAUCCUAGAGAAACCAACAGAGCGAAGCAUUUUGCGCCUAUGUUCCUGCAGGAAGUUCUAGCUGGUUUCCUUGGUUCAUACGGAGUACCCGGGCUAGUCAGUAAAUGGACUCAAAGCUACUAGCAUUCCUCCAAUCUGUUGGACAUCUUAUAUUAUGUGAAGAAAACAAAAUGGAUUCCACAUUAUUUAUUUCUUGAAAAUAGGUUAAAGGCACAAGUUCAAUAGUUUUUAUAAUAUGAAAGCUUACAAUACAGAUAAAUUUUGUAGUGUACUCGGUUUAGUGGUUGAUUACAAUACAGAUAAUAUGAAAGUUAUAGAUGUAAUAAUGCAAAUGAUGAACCUGAACCUAGGACAAAUCUGUGUUAA